Balaenoptera ricei (Rice's whale) is the source of this 5669-nucleotide messenger RNA. Its product is annotated as steroid 17-alpha-hydroxylase/17,20 lyase. Bases 289 to 1818 code for a protein of 509 amino acids. Lineage: Eukaryota; Metazoa; Chordata; Mammalia; Artiodactyla; Balaenopteridae. Gene Ontology annotation, molecular function: heme binding; steroid 17-alpha-monooxygenase activity; iron ion binding. The transcript is spliced from 8 exons. The record is from RefSeq and is a predicted model, not a curated record. Gene Ontology annotation, biological process: hormone biosynthetic process; progesterone metabolic process.
GAUGGACAGGGAGCGAGGGAGAGGGACCGGCCGUCCACCCCUUACCUAGCCCCUCCCCUAGGGGUUUGCCCUGGAGUCGAGCCAGCUCUUGAAGAAGGCCUCCACUCCUCUCCCCAUUCUGGGAGAGGGAUCGGGCCUGGCUGUGCUCCAGGAUAAACUUCCACAAGGCGAGCAAUAACAUAAAGUCAAGGUGAAGAUCAGGGCAGCCCUUAAAAAGGCCUCCUUGCACCCUGAAGUGGCUGAAGCCACUCCACAGCUGUUUGUCCUGCCUGCCGCCACCCGGCCACCAUGUGGGUGCUCUUGGUUCCCUUGCUGCUCACCCUCGCCUAUUUAUUUUGGCCCAAGACCACGGGCUCUGGUGCCAAGUACCCCAAGAGCCUCCCAUCCCUGCCCCUGGUGGGCAGCCUGCCGUUCCUCCCCAGACAUGGCCAUCAGCACGUGAACUUCUUCAAGCUGCAGGAAAAAUACGGCCCCAUCUAUUCCUUUCGUCUGGGUUCCAAGACUACUGUGAUGAUUGGCCACUACCAGCUGGCCAGGGAGGUGCUUCUCAAGAAGGGCAAGGAAUUCUCCGGGCGGUCCAAAGUGUUGACUCUAGACAUCCUGUCAGACAACCAAAAGGGCAUCGCCUUCGCCGACCAUGGUGCCGUCUGGCAGCUGCAUCGGAAGUUGGCACAGAACGCCUUUGCCCUGUUCAAGGAUGGCAACCUGAAGCUAGAGAAGAUCAUUAAUCGGGAAGCCGGUUUACUGUGCGACUCCCUGGCCACCCGGCAUGGAGAGUCCAUAAAUCUGUCGGAGCAUCUCUCUCUGGCGGUGACCAACAUAAUCAGCUUUAUCUGCUUCAACUUCUCCUUCAAGAAUGAGGAUCCUGCCCUGAAGGCCAUAUACAAGUUCAAUGAUGGCAUCCUGGAGGCUCAGGGCAAGGAGAUUUUGUCAGACAUAUUCCCUGGGUUUAAGAUUUUCCCCAGCAAAACCCUGGAAAAGAUAAAGAGUUGUGUUCGAAUGCGAAACGAAUUGCUGAGUGAAAUCCUUGAAAAAAGUAAGGAGAACUUCACCAGUGACUCCAUCACUAACUUGCUGGACAUACUGAUCCAAGCCAAGGUGAACGCAGACAAUAACAAUGCUGGACCAGACCAGGAUUCAAAGCUGCUUUCAGAUAGACACAUGCUCACCACCAUAGGGGACAUCUUUGGGGCUGGCGUGGAAACCACCACCUCUGUGAUAAAGUGGAUUGUGGCCUUCCUGCUACAUUAUCCUCCAUUGAAGAAGAGGAUCCAGGAUGAUGUCGACCAGAAUAUAGGUUUCAAUCGCGCACCAAGUAUCAGUGACCGGAACCGCCUUGUCCUGCUGGAGGCCACCAUCCGAGAGGUGCUUCGAAUCCGGCCUGUGUCCCCCACGCUCAUCCCCCACAAGGCUAUCGUUGACUCCAGCAUUGGUGACCUUACCAUUGACAAGGGCACAGAUGUUGUGGUCAAUUUGUGGGCACUGCAUCACAGUGAGAAGGAGUGGCACCGGCCCGACCUGUUCAUGCCUGAGCGCUUCUUGGACCCCACGGGGACCAAGCUCAUCUCGCCAUCGUUAAGCUACUUGCCCUUCGGAGCAGGACCACGCUCCUGCAUAGGUGAGAUGCUAGCCCGCCAAGAGCUCUUCCUCUUCAUGGCCUGGUUGCUGCAGAGGUUCGACCUGGAGAUCCCGGAUGAUGGGAAGCUACCCUCUCUGGAGGGCAACCCCGGUUUAGUCUUACAGAUCGAUCCUUUCAAAGUGAAGAUCAAGGUGCGCCAGGCCUGGAAGGAAGCCCAGGCUGAGGGUAGCACCUCGUGACUCCGCCCUGUGUGACCCCACAGCACGGAAUUAGAGGAGCUCCCCCACCUUCCCCACCCACUCUGCCUUCUUUUCCAGCCUGCAGCCCUGGCAGUGCUGUGCGUAAACAGUUGUGUUUUUUUUUUUCAGAAGGUCUCUGAGCAGCUCAUUCAUUUGUUUGUUCACUCAUUCUUUCAAAGAGUAUUUUAUUGAGCACCUACUAUGUACCACUCACUCACUGUCCCUGGACCCUCAGGCUCCCUGGUCUUACAUGAAGCUUACAUUCUAGUGAGGGCUGACAAAUGAGCAUUUCAGAGACUCGUUAUGUGCUUUGGAGUCAAUUAUACUAGGUGCUGGUGAUGUGAGGGGAAUGGCAGAAGUGGGGGGUGGCCACUGUGAAUGACUGAUUGGGGAAGGCGUGAAGAUGUGGGGGGAAGGUGUCCCAUGCUGAGGGAGCAGCAGGUGAGCAGUUCUCAAGGUAGGAGAGGUCAUUCAGUCUAGAGCAGAGCCAAUGAAGGGAAGAGUGGUCCCCGAUGAGGUCAGACUGCAGGCAGGGCCAGGUCCCAUGGAGUCUUUCUAAGUAGUAGGAAGGAGUUUGGGUUUCCAUUCCAAGUAUGAGAAGAAGUCACAGGAGGGUUUACACAUUGAAGUGGAAAGGUCUGGUUAAUAUUUUUAAAAGAUCAUUCGAGUUGCUGAGUAGACACUGGUCUGCAGAGGGAUGAAAGUGGGGGCCCUGGGGAGGAGGCUGUGCUGGUCCCGGACAGCAGGAUGCUGGUGGCUUAGACCCUGGCGACAGCAGUGGAGACGGCAAGAAGCGGUGGGAUUGAGUUUACAUUUUGAAAGCAAAGCAGAUCAUGUUUGCUUUGAUCCACGCAUCGCUGCAUGCAUCUCAAAGCUUUGGCUUUGGGGAAGUGUCUAUAAUCCAUAAACUCAACCCACAACUGCCCAUCCCUCUCGUCUUGGUCCCCAAAGACUGGUAGGUCUCCUUUUCCUCAUUCUGUACUGGGGUAAACACCGCAAGGAAAGGGCUUCCACGGCAGCCUCCCGCUGAAGUCCCAGGCUCUGCCCCUGCUCCCCACCCCCAAACCCCAGGAAGUCUGUAAAUGCCUCACUAGAAAAUGGAGCCCGGACUUCUUCAAGUCUUAAAACCGACAUCUUUAAACCUUGGCCGCUGGCCAGUCCGCAAAUGAAAGGUGUCCUGAGACGCCCUGGGAGAAACUGACCCUUGCCCUUUAGCCUAGAGAGAGGACUCAACCCCAGCUCCCUGGCGCCAGCCAGACCAGGGUCAGAUCAUCAGCGACCUGGUCCUUCCCUUCUGACUGGAGGAGGACUCUGGAAGGGCCGGCAGGGCAAGCCUGAGACUCCGCCUGGCCAAGUUCCAGGGAGAAGAAAUCAAGGGAGCCCCCGCAAGGAGGGAGGGCCAAGGCUUUCCACCACAGCAGCCUCUUCUUCCUUCAAAGAGCUUUGCUAAUCCAGGGGUAGCUGACCAUUCCCCACUGCCCCCCAACUCAGUGCUGGCCUUCACUGGCCCGUGACCCUAAGGCCUUGCUAAAGAGCCCAGAGGAGUCGGUGGGCAGCUGUGGCUGACCCCAGCCUCCAUCACGGGGAGCCUGGAGAGAUGCUGCCACCACAGUGAGCGGAUGAGAAAGGGGUUAAACUGGAGGUGGCUCCCUCCUUCUCUUGGGUUCCUCUAUCCCCACCAGCUGCUCGCUGGCCUAGAGCCCAGCUACCCUCAGCUCAGAGCAGAGGGGAGCUGACUGGCUGGAGGAGAGUUAAUUUCUCCAGAUUUGCUCAGAAUCUGAAAGGCAUUUUGUGGACUAGUGAGGAACAGAUAAACAACAUCCCCUGUAGAAGCAGUGCAUGAGUGUAACUGGGAAGGAAACAUCCACUCUCCUUGAUUCAGACCAUUGAAUGGCAGGGAAAUGAGAGGCUAACCCUUCAUUUUGAAGAUGAGAAACCUGAGGGCCACUGGGGGCAGGUGUGUGGGGGGUGACUUGCCCUAAGUCACCCAGCAGCCUAGCAGCAGGGCUGGGACCAGAACCCUGGAUUUCAGUGAUGCAGGAUGAGGAGCCAGCGUGCUCUCUCACAGGUCUUCCGCGUCUGUGCAGAAGGGCCUGAGUGUCUGGCUGGGGAGAGUACAAAGCUGAGCAUCCUUCCAGGAAAUGACCUCGUGAACUCUGACUCCUGCCCAAACUGCCCUUCCCCUGCCUGGAAGGCCUUUUCCCACCGACCUAAAUCCUUUUAGCCCUCAGCUUCUGUACAUUGGUGUGGAAUCGCACAUACGCUUGAGCGCCUGCCUGGGCUGCAAAUGGGUGUGGUGACCCCCAGGGAUGCUGCCACCCCUGCAUCUCUGGAAUUCAAGACUGAGCCCUCUUGUGUUCUUUUGGCUGCACAUCAACCUGACAAGUAGGUUACACACACAAGAGGAGUGAGUCAGAUGCUCUAAAUCACUUGGCUAAUUGGUCCAGUGGUAAAAGAACUCUAACUCCUUAUGCAGAAGGAAUUCCAGAUCUCUGGCAAAGCUGAAAGGUCUUCAUCAAGACCCCACAGUCACCUUUUGAGCCUCAGACUGCCCUUAACCAGGGCAAUGGUGUAAUGGUAAAUAAACAUUGAACAACCAGUUCUCUGGUGCUGGUGGUAGGGAACAGCCUUGAUUUGUAGUGUUUGCUGAUCACUGUGGUGUAAACAUUCCUACCAUGAAUGUUCUGGUUGGCCUCUGGUGGCCACAAAGCCUGCAGCAAAUGAGGAGCCCUCUCUCCAGUCAUGCUCAGAGGGAUAAACACCCAUCUCAGGACAGGAACCCCAUCACAGAAGCUAGAGAGGGGUGGGGAGAGGCCUGCAGGAGGAGGCCCCAGGUUCUGGGCCCCAGGCUCCCCAGUUUCCUAACUCUGGAUCUUAGGCUCACUGUUAGCUUCUCAUUUGUAAAGUGGGGUAACUUACCACCUGUGCUGCCAUCAUCUGAGGUUCUGGUGAGGAUGAAAAGUAGAAAGGGCUGUGUGAGCAGGAGAGUUCCACACUGUUGGGAGUUACAGAAGAUGAGAGGUCAGGCUGCGGGAGCAAGUUUUCUUUCUGUCAUUUACAGACCGAGUAAGCGUAGGCAACUUACUUGGCCUUCUUAAACCUCGGUUUUCUCAUCUGUAAUAUGGGUGGCUGCGAUGUGUGUAGAAAUAGCACCACCAACCCAGAGGGCUGCUGAGAACAAAAUAUGGACCUACAUCUCGUGUUCAGUGCCUUGAUAAAUACUGGCUUUAUUAUCAUUGCCUAUAUCCAGACCCACAAAAUAAGUCCCUCUCUAAGGGUUUUACACAAACCUCCCAAAGGCCACCAGCUUGGUCAGGAAGGAGAACAGGUAUAUCCGGAUGGGUCCAUCUGCAGGACAAUACCACCAGGGGUGCCCCCCUUGCAGCUCCAGAUGGCCCUGCCGGCUGCCCCCUCUUUCUCUCCGGAGCCAGGGCAGGCUGGCAGCUGGGAAGUGGGUGGAGACCCCAAAGACAAACUUUUCAGGGUUCCAACACCAGGGUGCUUUGUAACAUUUUCCAGUGGGACUGGGUUUCUUGAGACUCCUUGGUGAGAAGACAUGCAGUGGAAGGUUAAACUGUGGUCAGGAGCAGGCUUAUACCGUGCGGAGAAACUUCAGAUCAAGCGAAAAUCCUCUUCUCCCCCUCAGAAGCCACAAAAGCUCUUUUUAAAAAAAUCUCCUCUGAGGAAGAGCGAAACACUCUUGCAAGGAAAAGACACAAAGAAGGUCCAAAAAACUCAUUAUGUUACAAUGUUUCCAAGGGGUUACAGCCUCACUGCGGAGGUUAACACUGAUCUGAAGCAGGUACCACCUGCCAUUCCAGCACUGAGGGGCUCUGGUAGGUAACAGCUGG